Molecule: messenger RNA, 1225 nt
Organism: Nyctereutes procyonoides (raccoon dog)
Lineage: Eukaryota; Metazoa; Chordata; Mammalia; Carnivora; Canidae
Gene: MAFB
Product: MAF bZIP transcription factor B
Exons: 1
Coding region: 117-1094 (325 amino acids)
Biological process (GO): regulation of myeloid cell differentiation; regulation of transcription by RNA polymerase II
Cellular component (GO): nucleus
Molecular function (GO): RNA polymerase II cis-regulatory region sequence-specific DNA binding; DNA-binding transcription factor activity, RNA polymerase II-specific
Source: RefSeq, a predicted model, not a curated record
CCUCCCGCCUCCCGCCUCCCGGGCUCGCCGCUCUCCGCCCCCGCUCUCGGCUCGGCGCGCCCCGGCCGGCCGCAAAGUUUCCCGGGCGGCAGCGGCGGCUGCGCCUCGCGUCCGCGAUGGCCGCGGAGCUGAGCAUGGGGCCCGAGCUGCCCACCAGCCCGCUGGCCAUGGAGUACGUCAACGACUUCGACCUGCUCAAGUUCGACGUGAAGAAGGAGCCGCUGGGGCGCGCGGAGCGGCCGGGCCGGCCCUGCACGCGCCUGCAGCCCGCGGGCUCCGUGUCGUCCACCCCGCUCAGCACGCCCUGCAGCUCGGUGCCCUCGUCGCCCAGCUUCAGCCCCACCGAGCAGAAGACUCACCUGGAGGACCUGUACUGGAUGGCGAGCAACUACCAGCAGAUGAACCCCGAGGCGCUCAACCUGACGCCCGAGGACGCGGUGGAGGCGCUCAUCGGGUCGCACCCGGUGCCGCAGCCGCUGCAGAGCUUCGACGGCUUCCGCGGCGCGCACCACCACCACCACCACCACCACCCGCACCCGCACCCGCACCACGCCUACCCGGGCGCCGGCGUGCCCCACGACGAGCUGGGCCCGCACGCGCACCCGCACCACCACCACCACCACCAAGCGUCGCCGCCGCCGUCCAGCGCCGCCAGCCCCGCGCAGCAGCUGCCCACCAGCCACCCGGGGCCCGGGCCGCACGCGGCGGCCGCGGCGACGGCGGCCGGCGGCGGCGGCAGCGUGGAGGACCGCUUCUCCGACGACCAGCUCGUGUCCAUGUCCGUGCGCGAGCUGAACCGCCACCUGCGGGGCUUCACCAAGGACGAGGUGAUCCGCCUGAAGCAGAAGCGGCGGACCCUGAAGAACCGGGGUUACGCCCAGUCGUGCAGGUAUAAACGCGUCCAGCAGAAACACCACCUGGAGAACGAGAAGACGCAGCUCAUUCAGCAGGUGGAGCAGCUUAAGCAGGAGGUGUCCCGGCUGGCCCGCGAAAGAGACGCCUACAAGGUCAAGUGCGAGAAACUCGCCAACUCCGGCUUCAGGGAGGCGGGCUCCACCAGCGACAGCCCCUCCUCUCCCGAGUUCUUUCUGUGAGUCGUGGCGGGUCCCGGCCCCCCCCCCCGCCCUUGCCCCGGCCCGGACUCCCCGUCCCGCGGUCCCGCGUCCCCAGCCCCGGACUCCCCCGGAUCCUGUCCCCGCCUCGGCCCCGGCCUUGACCUGUUUGA